This is a messenger RNA of Petromyzon marinus (sea lamprey), 7922 nucleotides long. Lineage: Eukaryota; Metazoa; Chordata; Hyperoartia; Petromyzontiformes; Petromyzontidae. The record is from RefSeq and is a predicted model, not a curated record.
GUCCCGAGCUCCGGAAACCCCGUCGCACCCGCGGUCGCCAUUUGCUUUUUUGGCGGCGACCGCAGUUUGCUCGCGAGCGGCACAAUACAAUCAAAGAAAAAAAUUUGGCGCCCGAGCGAUUUCCGACGUUCGCUUCAUCCGUCGCCGGAUGGAUUGAGUCUCACUCGUUAUCGUCGUCGCCGCCGCCGUCCACAAGAAGAAGAAGCGUGGACCGCAAGCAACGGAGCCGGCAUGAGGGAGGCGCGGGGUGCGGAGGCCUGCGCUAGGCCGCAAGCCUUGGCCUGGGAGACACCGCUUCCGCUGCACGCGGAGAAGUGACCUCUUUCUUAUCCUGUUAUUAUUCAUAACACUUAUCAGUAACUACCAUUAUAACCACUGCUACAGUGUGAGUGCUUCUUUAGAGCGAGACUAAAAGCAGUAAGCCGAGCCCUCAUCACGCGAACCUUGUGACGCGAAUUGGGCCUCUGGGGCCUCGCGACGUCGGAAGCGCGAACCCCCUCAGGGGUGCGUGGGGGUGGUGGAGACUGCAGGGGUCCUGAGGGGGUUUGAGUGUAGAGGUGUGAAGGGUGUGUAAGGAGUCUUGAGGGGUUCUAUGUAAGGGUGUUGGGGGUUGUGUGGCUGGUUGGAUCUUUGCGGGUACAGUGAUCUGUAGGGGUGUGGUGCACACAAAUAUAUAGGGGUGUGCGUAGGGGUCUUGAGGUGUUAAGGGUUUCUGUGGGCUUUGUGGUACAAGGUGUAGUAGGUAUGUGAGGGGUUAAGGUGUCCGAGACUUAGGUUAGGGUUGUGUGGUUGUAGCAGUCUUGAGGUGAAUGGUGUAGGAGGGUUUGUAGGGGGGCACAUUGGUGUAGGGACGUAAAAGGGUCUGUGCGAUUGAGGGGGUGUGGGGUUCUCACGGGUCUCGUGAGGGUUGUAGGUCUCUCAAGGUUGACGCUGUGCUCAGCAUCAGACCGCACAUUCACACGCAGCGCCGUUUAACCCGAAGCGGCCUCCACAGCCACGGACUCCCCAUCGCCGCGGACACCGCUUUGACCACCGGACUCCCCUUAUUCGAUCGUUCCGCCCACCAGCGUCCCGAAGACCCCUCGUCUACGAAGAGGCUCGCCGUCUGUCCCAAACCCGUACAUUAGGUCCGCAGAUCGGCCUGAUAUAGCCGCUACAUCGCACGCACCCGCCCGUCCGACCCUUGCCGCUCUCCCGCCCACUCGGAGCCAUGUCUUGCGUUCACUACAAAUUCUCUUCCAAGCUCGACUAUGACACGGUCACGUUUGACGGUCUGCACAUCUCCCUGGCCGAUCUCAAGAAGUCCAUCAUGGCCCGGGAGAGGCUCAAGGCUGCCGACUGCGACCUGCAGAUCACCAACGCACAGAACAAAGAAGAAUACACGGAAGACACUGCACUAAUCCCCAAAAACUCGUCUGUGAUCGUAAAACGCAUCCCCAUCGGAGGGGUGCGGGCUGUCAACAAGGGAUUUGUUGAGCGAUCAGAUCCCGGCCCAGCAAAAGCAAUCGAUGAUCCUACGUCAUCAUUGUCGAUGGCACGUCUCAUUAAGACUGCCAACAUCGCCGAAGCCAAUGCGUCAGAAGAGGACAAAAUCAAAGCCGUGAUGAACCAGUCUGGCCAGGAUUACGAUCCCGUGAACUACGUGAAAAAGUCGCAAGGCCCUCCGCCAUCCUCCUACACGUGCUACCGGUGUUUGAAGCCAGGCCACUACAUCAAGAAUUGCCCGCUGAACGCGCAGGACAAGAGCUAUGAAGCAUUACCCAGGCUCAAGAAGAGCACCGGCAUCCCACUCAGCUUCAUGACCGAGGUCAAUGACCCCAGUAUCAAGGGUGCCAUGCUCACCAACACGGGGAAGUACGCCGUGCCCACCAUCGACGCCCAGGCAUACGCUGUGGGGAAGAAGGAGAAGCCCCCGUUUGUCACUGAGCAGUCGUCCUCGUCAUCGGACGAGGACCCCAUCCCGGACGAGCUGCUCUGCCUCCUGUGCAAGGACCUCAUGGUGGACGCCGUCGUCAUCCCUUGCUGCGGAAACAGCUACUGCGACGAUUGUGUUCGCACAGUGCUGCUCGACUCGGAGGAUCACACGUGCCCUACGUGUCACCAGAGUGACGUCUCGCCCGAUGCGCUCAUCGCCAACAAAGUAUUGCGCCAGGCCGUCAACAACUUUGGGAAUGAAACCGGAUACAUCCGAAAGAUGAGGCGGCCUGGCCUUCAGGGCAAGGGUGGCCAGGCGGCCGUAGCCUCUGCAGCCCCACCAGUCAACCAGACGUCCCAGCCGGGGAGGCUGCCAGCUGGUACAGGAGGAUUGCCUUCUUCGGCAGCUCCAGCAACCGUGUCCGUGGCGUCCACCACUGCUGCUGCCAGCAGCAGCAGCAGCGCGUCCUCCGGAGCAGUUACUGCCAGCGCUAUGGACAGCGAUAAAACCGAUGUGGACAGAGGCCGCCUUGGCUCUGCAGCUUCUGCGGGGCCUGCUGCCGCCAACAGCAUCUCCCACAGUGCAUCAGAUCGCAAGUUGUCCAUGGUUGUGCACCAUGGGCCCUCUGGACAGGGACUGGCUCACCACCAAACCAUGACGUACACUGCAGUGCAUCACAGCAGACCAGGCAUGACCAUGUUGGGCUCCGUCCCAGCCCCUUCCAGGCUUGGGCCUCCGCUGAGGAUCGUCCCAUCCAACGUUGAGAGGCCCAUGUUGCCUCGGAUGCCGCAGGCCUCCCUCCCGAUGGGCCUCACGCCGCAGACGAUGUACCAGCACCUCUUGCCACCCGCACACUACCAACAACCGCCCCCCAUGGCCCUCCCGUCAAAUUUGCCGCCACCGCUCGGCUACCCGCACUACCUGCCGCCGGGACAGCACAUGGUGCCGCCGGGCUACGGGCUACCUCAGCAGCCUAACGCGAAUGCAUACCAGUCGCACGUUCAGGGAAUGAUGCCCGUGAUGCCGCAGUGGGGUACCCCCAUGGUGCCACCACUCCCUGGGCCCCUUGUCGCGCCAGGCACCGUGGUGACGGCCCCCAGCGCCCCAACCCCGCCGAUGCUUAGCAAGGAGGAAUUCUACCGCGAACAGCGGCGUCUGCUGGAGGAAGAGAAGAAGUCAAAACUGGAUGAGAUGACCGACGAUUUUGCCAAGCAGCUGCUAGAGUACAAGAAGAUACAGCGCGACCGGCGUAGGUCACUGUCCAGGUCGAGGUCGCGGUCCCGCUCGCGCUCCUACUCCCGCUCCUCGUACUCGCGAAGUUCAUACUCGCGGUCCCGGUCCCGGGCUCGCUCCCGCUCCCGCUCUCGCUCGCGCUCGCGCUCCCUUAGCCGCUCGCGCUCUCGCUCGCGUUCCCGCUCGCACCGCUCGUACUCUCGCUCGCGCUCCUACUCACGUUCCCGCUCGCGCUCCCCGGCCUACGGGCGCCGGCGGGGCGGGCGUACGUACCGCUCUCGCUCGCGCUCCUUCGCCCCGUACCGCUCUCGUUCCCGCUCGCCCCCGCCGCCCCGGCACGGAGCCUACCGCUCCCGCUCGCGCUCCAUGGGGCCGUCCGGCUUCCGCCCACCGCCCAUGCUGAGGGGCGGGCCUCCUCGGGGGGGCCCCGUGCGGGGUGAAGUGAGGGGUGAUGUGAGGGGUGAUGUGAGGGGAGGGGGCCUCCGAAGAGGAGGUGGUCCGCGCGGGGGUCCCCCUCGGGGUGGUUACCGGCGGCCGCCGCCACCGCCGGGGCAGUACGACCGCGCGUACUACGAACGCUACCAUGACUACUACGAGCAGCGUGCGCACGAAGCGCGCAACGAACCCUACAACCGUGAGAUGCGCGAGUGGGAGCGAGAGUACCGCGAGUGGUACGAGCAGGUCAAGGACUACUAUGGCGACUCAUUCCCGGGCCGCCGCUCACGAUCUCGGUCUCGCUCCCGUACGCCACCCACCGCCGGUCCUGGCCCCGGCCUGGGUCCGGGACUAGGCUCGGGCCCUGGUCCGGGGGGCACGGUGCCCCCGGGGGGACCCACUCAGCAGGGCGGGGGUCCUCCAGGCAGCGGCCCCCUGCCACCGGGCGGGAGCGGAGUGGUACCUGGCAGUGGUGGCGGUGGCGCUGUGCAUCGCGACCGCUUCUUGGAGCUGCCGGAGCACUACUCGGGGCUUGUGCCGCACAAUCAGCUGAUCCGACGUGAGCGAUCGCCACCAUUUCCGCACGGCCGGCGAGGGGACCAUGGCCCCGAGGCUGCUGGGCGAAUGGGUGCUUUGGGAGGCGGAGGGAGGAGUGGGCCAUCCAGCAUGAUGCGUGGCGGAGUGGGGGGCGGACCGAUGCUCCCCGGGCGUGGAGGGGGCGGAAUGGGCGGAAUGGGCGUCCUUGGUCCCAUGAGGGGUGGAGUAGGCCUGCCUGGUCACCUUUGUGGGGGGGGCAUGGGAGGGAGGGGAGGAGGGGGUGGGGGCAGACUCUUUCAUGCAGAGCCCCUCAUGUUUCGUGAUGGACGUCUGUGCAAGGGCCCGCUGCUCCCCCUGCCCUCCCUGCUGAAGCCGCCGAUGGCACCCCCGGGACAGGGAGAGGUGCCCAAGCUAGUCAAACCGCUCAUGGAGCCGCCCAAAGUCAUCAAGCCACUGAUGGAAGUGACAGUGCAGGUGGCGCGUGAAAAGUCUGGUAUGACUAUGAUCGGUAGUGGUGGUAGUGGGGGGGGCGGUGGUGGUGGUGGCAUCGGAUCCAGUGGGGGAAGUGGAGGUGGUGGUGGUGGUGGCAUAAGUGGUGGUGGAAAUGGCAGUGGAGGAGUUGGUGGCAGUAGCAGCAGUAGCAGCAGCAAAAACAAGAAACAUCACAAGCGCCGGAGUGGCCGAGACGGAGAGGGCAGUGGCACCGACGCUGGAGGCGGCGGUGGUGGUGGUGGUGGUGGCGGUGGUGGUGGUGGCAGCAGCAGCAGCAAGCACGGGCGGUUGUCACGGGGAGACGGCCGCCGCUCAGGAGAUGGGCACGGGGACAGCAGGGGUGGUGGUGGGGGAAUGCUGCUGGCACCAACCAGCCGAGAUGCUACACCCGUGCGUGAUGAACCGAUGGACGAACGUAGCUACAAAUCAUCCUUUGACCGGGAAAGAGAACGUGACCGGGAACGUGACCGAGACCGCGACCGGGACCGCGACAGGGACCGCCGGGACAAGCAGCCCAAGUCAAAGUCGGACAAGUCCAAGCGCAAAGUGAGCAGUGAGUCAUCGAGGAAAGAUCGAUCAGGAGCUUCGGGCAGCCAAGACAAGUACUCGGAAAGGUCGUCUGCCAAACCAUUUGACAAGGAGGUGGAGAAAGACAAGAACAGCUCUGGCUCGCGGCGGGAGGACACCCAUUAUAAAAGCGAGAACUCGCGAUCGCAGCUAGCGCCAGCUGUGAAGGGGGAGCGCUCCGACACAGGCAAGAAGAUGGGAGGGCGUUAUGAACGCGAGGGGCAAACAGUUAAGCAUGGCUCAGACGAUGUGCGCAAGGAGCACCACGCACCCAAGAGCGACAAGACCAAGAGCAGCAAGGACAGUGAUAAGAAAUCUGGCGCCAUCACGGAGGAUGUGAAGGCAGUGAGGGGCUCAAAGCCCGACGCCAAGGCAGGAGAUGGAAAGUCUGAAAAGCGCAAACGCUCACCGGAGGAGAGAAGCGCGUCAUCCAAGGAGGCAGUGGUGGGGGCGGCUUGUGGCCCAGGGUUCCAGGGAGGCCCGGAGAAGGCCCGUGGCCCCACUGGGGAGGCAGGUGAAAGGCUGAAGGGCUCUGUUGUUGCUGACGCACCGCAGCCGAAGAAGAUCAAGAUCAACCGUGACACGGGGCGCAAGCUCUCCAGCUCAGCUGAAGGGGCACCACCGACGGACGGCGCCUCCGAGGGGAAGGAGAAGAACCGCAGCGCCAGGGCAGUGGUGGCGGCAAUCGAUAAGUCCAGUGGAGACAGCAGCCCGUGCAGGCAUGAGGACGUUGCUGCUGCGGCGAGGCGUGUGGUGGUGAAGACUAUCGAGGAGUUCAACAACGACACAACGGCGCCAGCGGCCGAUGAGAUCGUCAUGAUUCACAUCCCACGUUCUAAGUGGGAGCGUGACGACUGGGAGCCUGACGAGGAGCCGCAGCGCAGGGCUCCCGGUGCCGUGGGCACCGCUGUCUCUGGGCUCAACCAGGGCCGUCCAACAGGGGGGGCGCUGCCCCCGUCGCGAGCGAGCGGGCCUUCCACUGGUGGCCUAAAACCCACCGAAGAGUCCGUGGUGGUAACAGUAGACAGGAUUCCUGGGAGUGGUGUGAGGGUUCUUCCCGCCGAGGCCAUCAAACAGGAGGUGGACGUAGGUGAUUGCAAAGGCACUGAGGGUGGCGAGCGAGUUAGCCAGCCUGGUGGUGUGGAUGCAGUGCCUGCCCUGCAGGGUGGUAGGGGGUCCAGCGAAGCACUACCCGAGGACCAACAGCAGGACGCGGCCAAGGAUGUUGCCGAGAAGCUAUCCUCUGGUCACAGAGAUGACCAUGGGGACUCCAGAUCCGGCUCCAAGGAGCUUGAGAGAGAGACUGAUAGGAUGAAGGUGUCCAGCCAUGAUGGCAGGGACCGGCAGCCCGAGGGGGUGGUGAUAAGCGGCAAGGGCUCCGAUUUCAGUGACGCAAUAGUGACCGAUGAGGGACAGGAAGCCGAGCGGAGGCACGAUGUUGGCCACGUCGACCGGGCCUUACCUCCCCAUACGGAAGAGCACGGAGACAACCCUGCCAGGAGCAAGGAACCAGCAGAGCAGGGGAAGAGGAUGACGGCACACGCUGCGGAGAAAGUGGAAGGUGCCGAGGGGAGCAGCAAACUGGGCUCAGCCGUGGCAGAAACGACUGAGGGAUUGGAGAAGCUGGCAAGGAGGGACGGCGCAUCCGCCAAUGGGGGGCACAAGGGCAGCCCGGAUGGCAAGAGGAGGGCACAGCCAGAGGAGGGGGGCAGGCCCGAGCGCAGUGGCAAGGGCCGGCCGCGAGAGGGGUCGACACAGGAGCUGAGCCGUCUCGACGAGGCCACGUUUGAGCCCGAUUACAAUGAGACCGAGAGUGACAGUAGCUCGGAGAGCGAGGAUGGGAGGGGAGGCGGCAGGGAUGGGAGCGGUGGGGAGCGCGGGGUCACGGGGGUGCGGCGCAAGCGUAGUGCCAGUCCGGGUGGCGGAGGCAGCCCCAGCUCGGGUAGCCUAACUCAAAAGCGUCGCAAGAAGGAGCGCAAGAAGCACAAGAAGCGCAAGCGAGGCCGCAAACACAAACGGCAGCACGUGGGAACCGACUCGGGCAGUGACCGGAGCCACAAGCACAAACACAAGCGGAAGAAAUCAAAGAAAAACAAAGAUCGAGAAAAGGAGGAUGUAGAAAAGGACAAAAAAGAUAAAGACAACAAGGAAAAGGAAAAUAAAGACAAGGACAUCAAGGACAAGGAACGGGACAAGAAGGAAAAGGACACCAGGGAGGAAGUGGAGAAAGCCAAGCGGGAAAAGAGGGAGCGCGAAGAGGCGCAGCCCGUGUGAGCGCCGAACCGUCGUCUCUUGCACUGUAAAUACAUUUUUUUUUGCGUUUGGGAGGCCAGGCCCUGUCGCGCGGGAAUGCGCAGUGCCGUGCAGUCAAUGUCGGAUAUCUACGCUUGAGUCAAGUGGCCACGGUUGUGUAGAUUGAGCAAAUUGGCACCUCUCUUUGCGUUGUUGUAAGGCUGUUUUCUUUAGGUUUUUAAAAUAAAUUUCACUUCCCUCAUGUGCGUUCAAAAUAAUAAUCUUAAUUUGCGAAGUAUUGCGGCAGUCUCAUCUGAGGGCAUUUAAUCCGUCUCGGUUGCCGGAGAAAAAAAAGCCCCUUGCGUUUAAUGCGCAUUACUAGUGGGUCAGAAUUAUUGACCACCACCUCUACCCUGGGCUCUUUGUGUGCUCAUUUACUGUAGGUGGUGGUGUCUGUGCUGUAAUUGCUGCGAUUUCCCAAUAAAGUGAGAGAUUUUUAUUUUGCACCUCA